Messenger RNA from Hansenula ciferrii, 906 nucleotides. RefSeq names its product Ggc1p (gene GGC1). The record is from RefSeq and is a predicted model, not a curated record. Gene Ontology annotation, molecular function: guanine nucleotide transmembrane transporter activity. The transcript has a single exon. Gene Ontology annotation, cellular component: mitochondrion. Lineage: Eukaryota; Fungi; Ascomycota; Saccharomycetes; Phaffomycetales; Wickerhamomycetaceae. The coding region runs from base 1 to 906 and encodes 301 amino acids.
AUGUCACCAGCUAAUAACGACAAGAAACAAUCAGGGAUCGCAAGAGUCCUUGGUUCAGCCUCUGCAGGGAUCUGUGAAAUUGGUGUUUUCCAUCCAGUUGAUACUGUUUCCAAAAGAUUAAUGAGUAAUAAUACAAAAGUUUCAAAUUUAUCUCAAUUAAAUUCAGUUGUUUUCAGAGAACAUGCUUCAAAGGCAUUUGGUUCAAGAUUAACUACUUUAUUCCCAGGUUUAGGUUAUGCUGCUGUUUAUAAAAUUUUACAAAGAGUUUAUAAAUAUGGUGGUCAACCAUUUGCAAAUGAAUUUUUAAAUAAAAAUUUCAAAUCAAGUUUUGAUGAUACUUUUGGUCCAAAAACUGGUAAAGCUUUAAUGAGUGCUACUGCUGGUUCUUUAAUUGGUAUUGGUGAAGUUGUCCUUUUACCAUUAGAUGUCUUGAAAAUUAAAAGACAAACAAAUCCAGAAUCUUUUAGAGGUCGUGGUUUUAUUAAAAUCUUACAAGAUGAAGGUUUUGGUCUUUAUAGAGGUUGGGGUUGGACUGCUGCAAGAAAUGCACCAGGUUCAUUUGCUUUGUUUGGUGGUAAUGCAUUUGCUAAAGAAUAUGUUCUUGGAUUAAAAGAUUAUUCACAAGCUACUUGGUCACAAAAUUUUAUUUCUUCAAUUUUUGGUGCUUCAGCUUCCCUUAUUGUUAGUGCUCCAUUAGAUGUUAUUAAAACAAGAAUUCAAAAUAAAAAUUUUGAAAAUCCUGAAUCUGGUUUAACAAUUUUGAAAAAUACAAUUAAGAAUGAAGGUAUUUCUGCUUUUUUCAAAGGUUUAACUCCAAAAUUAUUAACUACUGGUCCUAAAUUAGUUUUUUCAUUUGCUUUAGCUCAAUCUUUAAUCCCAGCUUUUGAUAAAUUAUUCACCAAAUAG